Molecule: messenger RNA, 1150 nt
Organism: Glycine soja
Lineage: Eukaryota; Viridiplantae; Streptophyta; Magnoliopsida; Fabales; Fabaceae
Product: pre-rRNA-processing protein ESF2-like
Exons: 8
Coding region: 140-895 (251 amino acids)
Biological process (GO): endonucleolytic cleavage in 5'-ETS of tricistronic rRNA transcript (SSU-rRNA, 5.8S rRNA, LSU-rRNA); small-subunit processome assembly; endonucleolytic cleavage to generate mature 5'-end of SSU-rRNA from (SSU-rRNA, 5.8S rRNA, LSU-rRNA)
Cellular component (GO): nucleolus
Molecular function (GO): RNA binding
Source: RefSeq, a predicted model, not a curated record
GUGGCUGCAACAAUAGAAGCUGUUUCUCUCUUUUCUUCUCUCUAUCCUUAUUCUUCGACCUUCGUUAGAUCCUCAGUUUCCAAUCGACCUUCAAUUUCAAAAAUUAUCUGCCCUGUUCAGAUCUCAUUUGUUCAGCUUGAUGAAUGCUUCAGACUCAGAGAAAGAAGACACAGAAAUUGAAGUAAUAGCAAUUACACCCAAUGAAGAAAACUCGAAAUUGAUGAAGAAAGAGAAGAAAAAGAAGAAGAAAGUUUCGUUGAAAGAUGCAGAGAAGAAGGGCGGCGUGUGUUAUAUGAGUCGAAUCCCCCCUCAUAUGGACCACGUCAAGCUUCGCCACAUUCUCUCUCAGUUCGGCGAUAUUCAAAGAAUUUUUCUCGCUCCUCAAGAUUCUUCUGUCCAAGUGCCUGCUAAGAGGUCACGUGGAUCCCGAGACCAAGCAUAUUCAGAAGGAUGGGUCGAAUUCGGUAAUAAAAGUGUUGCUAAGAGGGUUGCCAAUAUGUUAAAUGGUGAACAAAUAGGGGGUAAGAAGAGGUCAUCAUUCUACUAUGACCUUUGGAAUAUUAAGUACUUAAGUAAGUUCAAGUGGGAUGAUCUGACUGAAGAACUAGCCUUAAAGAAAGCUAUUCGGGAGCAAAAGCUGGCUGUAGAACUUUCUGCUGCCAAGAGAGAGAGGGAUUUCUAUCUUUCCAAAGUUGAUCAAUCACGUGCUUUGAGUGCUAUAGAGGAGCGACUAAAGAAGAAGCAGAAGAUCCAAAAAGACUCAGGACCAGUGGAAAAAGUGAUUCGCCAUUUCCCUCAAACAAAGCCUAUAGUUGCUGAUGCCAAAAAAAAUAAACCUGAGCUCUCUGAUGAUAUAUUGGAUGCUGUAUUUGGUGGCUCGCAAGUCAUGUAUUGAUGAUACCUUCAACAUCAGGAGCUAAAAAUUACAUUAUAUUUUUGUGUCCUUGGUUCCCGUAGGCAGGGGAAUUAGUGAAACUUUUUUGGAUGUAUUUAUUAAUUUGUAACGAUUUUCUAGAAAAUAUAUUUUUGUUGAUCAAGGUUUUCAAAAGAAAAUGUAAUCUGGGUAUACGUAAAAAACAGGCAAUGAAGUUAACCGGAGUUGAAAUUUGAGUUGGGCAGGACUUGGUUAUAAAUGUCUUUUUGCCUGCUA